CAGGCAAGUGUAGGCUCAAAAAUAUUGUUUCGUGAAUUAAAAGCUUUAAAUUUGAUAAAAUACGUAUGGAAUCGAAGUUAGAUAGCUACAGAAAGACAAAACGGCGUCAAGCGCUCCUCAACGACGUCAAGGAACGGAUUUACAAUAUGGUGUCCUUCCAUCAAGUGCAAACAGAAGAGAAAGCAUCCCACGUCAUUAUAGAGGCUGAUAAUGAACCAACAGAAAGUUAUACCAAACGAAAAAUAGAUGGUGCCGAACAUGCCGGUAAAGUUAAUGUUAAAACGGUACGUUUCUGUCCCAGCACUGAACCAACGCUCCUAGAGUCGGAUCUUUCGGAUGGUACGAUAUCGAAUGAGACAGUAGAACCCGAACCAAAACCACGAUCGUGGAUGACUUACCUCACCUAUCUGGUAUACUUCCUGUUUUGGGCAACGCUCUAUGCCAUUGCAAUAGAACUACGUUUCGGGGUUGUAUUUUUAAUGCUUUCGGCAUUAUUUGGGAUAUACUUUAAUACCCGCACAAAGAAAGCACCGGGUGAGGUAAGUGCGUACAGUGUAUUUAAUGAAAACUGCGAAGCUAUCGACGGUACCUUGAAGGCUGAACAAUUUGAGAGGGAGAUAGGUAUAAGGCAUUGACUCUAUAUUGUUGAGAUUUUUUUUAUUCAAUUUCGGUAUUUAUUAUAAAGGUUUCGAUGGUUGUACAAUGAAAAGUUUAUUACUACACUCGAGAGAGGCAGAGGAAAAGAAAAAAUGAGAAAUGUUGCGACACUGUACAUCCCUGAAUGUUAUGGUUACUUAUGCUGGGAAUUUAUACUGGGACGCUAUUUAGUUUUGUUUCAAAUGAAAUGUACAGCAUACAAUUCCAUGCAAAAGUCGGUCAGCCAACUGAUUUUAGCUAUCCACCAUUAGACUUUUAAAAAUGCGUAGAGCUUAAUGUUAUGCAUACUAAAA
Molecule: messenger RNA, 950 nt
Organism: Anopheles moucheti
Lineage: Eukaryota; Metazoa; Arthropoda; Insecta; Diptera; Culicidae
Gene: Saysd1
Exons: 2
Coding region: 66-635 (189 amino acids)
Source: RefSeq, a predicted model, not a curated record